AUGAAACCCCCAUCCCUGCCACUGUCAAAAACGAGAAAACUGGCCGGAACUUCUGUGAAAUUUCUGGCGCUGUUUCCUGCCACUAUUUUUGUCGAUCCAGGGAAUGAGGGUGGGUUGUGGUUUAUGUCAGUUUGGAGUGUUAUUAGCACUGCCCUAUGUAACUCCUCGACUUUUGAACAUUGGAUUGGAUACAUGGUGAUAUGGGAUACUUGGAUAUGUCGAAACCCGGACACCCUUGAUGGGGUGUUUCGUAGACCCUUAGCGGGGUUAGACUGUGAGCGUAAGACUUGUCACAGGCAUAUGAGUAUUGAGGAUUCUAUUGUAUGUGCUGGUGAGCCCAGUCCACCAGUUGGACAGCUCGUUCCUUAG
Prunus armeniaca (apricot) is the source of this 369-nucleotide messenger RNA. NCBI's taxonomy places the organism in Eukaryota, Viridiplantae, Streptophyta, Magnoliopsida, Rosales, Rosaceae. The record is from the annotation of a GenBank genome assembly.